AUGAUACAGACUGCGUAUAUUCGCUCCCAAGCGUCUAUUCUCAUUGCUUCUGAUGAAACAGUGGGUAGGACGUCCCGUUGGGUUCACUCCCACCUGAUCCAGGCCCUUGAUCCGAUCAAGGGCCGCCAGCUGAGGGCCUUCAAAGAUAUCCCGGCGGGCACUCGUAUGCUGGUGGAUCGUCCAUACGCCAUCAUUCCUGUCGUGGAUAACCCUGCCACAAACGAUGAUCUCCUCUGCAGCAAUCGAGGUUGUAAUUGUGCACUUCGUUUCAAAGUGAGCCGAGUAUCAUGCCCCCACGGUUGCGUGGCAGAUGUGGCCUGGUGCAGCAGUACCUGCCGAGACGCAGACAAAGCCUACCACAGCUUUGAAUGCAAUUGGCUCAAGCGCUAUGCAAAUUCAAUUCGCAAGAAAUGGGGCGAAUACGUCUUUGGCAUGUCGUGGCUGAUAGUGCGAAUGCUGGCCUCGCGGCACAUUGAACGCACGAUCCAGCAUGACACGGACACAAGCUCCACACAUGGUUGGAGGCACGAUUGGUGUGGCAUCGAGUUACUAUGCGGAUCUGUUGAUACCUGGUCUCAUGAACAGGUCCGAUCGUGGACCUUGUUGGUCAAAAAAUACCUGCAAAAUAGCGCUGUCCUCCCCCAUGGAUUGACGGCCCAGCAAGUGCUACAUUUGAUCUGUCAAGAAGAGGCCAAUUCGUUUGGUCUUUACCCCCGAGAGACAGGUAUCUACCCAUGUCCUCAGCCUCACAUCAAUCGAGGAGAACAGUUCGCUGCUGCUGUCUAUCCGCUUGCAGCCAUGGCCAACCACUCGUGUAUACCAAAUGUUCGCAAGCGCAUUGGUCUACUCACCCGGAGAAUUUUCGAGAUGGUUCUCCACCGGUGCGAGGAAUGCGGCAAAACGUUUAGGAAAACCGAACAUUACAAGCGGCAUCAACGAUCCCAUACGAAGGAGCGCCCAUAUGAAUGUCAAGACUGUCAUAAGCGCUACUCCCGCAGUGAUGUUCUCAGUCGGCACAGGAGGGCUCAUGCCCGUCCGUCUCAUGAUGCCUCUGGUUCUGCGGCACAGAAUGACCCUGCGCUGGGACCCAGCCAGCCGGCGCCAUUCCUCGUAAGCACACCGCAGCAAUUGCAAGGCCCAGAGCAUCAGGCAUCAUUGCCAUCAGCUGGCGGAUCCGAUGCACAUCAAGGCUCUGGAUCCAACCUUGACACAUUGCAAAACGAGGUGGUGCUUGAUUCUACCGGCGCAUUGCCAUCAUCGUUCGCCUUUCUCACAAACGUUUCAGUACAUCCAGGUCACGAGUCCCCUGCGAACGGGAUGACCUUGGGUGCGCAGCAACAGGCCUACCUGGAAUGGAAUAACAUGUCCGCAAUUGACCCAGCUCUUCAGCGGCACGACAUGUUGAAUCCGCGCGCUCAGGCUCGUACGCUAGAGCACCCAUUUCCCUCGCUAGAGCAAUGGCCUCGGCAAACUGCCGAGAGCAGCUCCCCGGGCGGCUGGUCAGAAAUAUGGCGGGACAGAGACCCCGGCGUUACUAGUGGAAGCGUGGAUCUAACUUCAAGCGACCAUAUCCGCAAUGUGGCCGGGAGAUAUCAAGCAGGUAUCCCCGUGGAACGCUUCGAGAAAGUAAAGCGCUGUUGGCUUGCGCCUCCAAACCUCACGGGGCGUUUGAUGAAUCGCUUGUGGAUUGACGUUGUCGGUAGCCCCUCAGAUAACUUGCUAUCAGAACCCGUUGAUUAUGCAACGGGGAGAAGCAGUCCUUUUCAAGAAUUCCAUCGCAGCAUCGAUGAGAACUGCAGAAGACGUUUCCAAUCGGUCGUCGGCCAAAAUUUCGCCUCCCCUCAACUUCAGUCACCCUCCCAUGAGAUGAAGUCAUCAUUGUCAACCGUGUCGUCCUCCGCCACUGCCAAUUCGUUCCCUCAGGCGGAGAUCUUCGACAUGGCUCUUGAUCUCUACUUCCGAACGUUCCAUUCUCUGUUACCUUUUGUGCAUCUUCCGACUUUCUCUGCUAAAAGCACAAGGACGCCCUUACUGUGGGUGAUGUGCCUGAUCGGUCUGAUGCUCAUGGGAACCGAAGGGGCGACUAGCUUUGUGUCGAAGAAUUUCAAACUCACACUCGAUACAAUUAUGGGCGAUUUAGCCCAAUGCACUGUGGGCGCUGAACAACCAGCAGCUGCUAUCUCAACCUUUGCCACUGCUCUCCUGUUCCUGAAUCUCGCUGUGUUGACUGAUGAGAGAACUCACCUCGAGCAGUGUCAAAUGCUUUAUGUCAAUCUCAUGACGAUUGCGCAGCGGCACGGACUAUUUGCUGCCAUCGGAGGCCAACCUAUCGAAAGUAGAAUGAGCGAUGUAUCCCCUGACCCCGAUACAGAAUGGAAAGCGUGGUCAAAGAUCGAGACUAUGAAGCGGAUUAUUAUCGGGUUGAUCCUCACAGACUCGUGGUAUUCCGCGCUUCUAUCUACGAGCCCGAUCAUUGUACCAGAUUUUAUUCAAAUUCAUCUACCCAGUGAUGAGUCCCUCUUCUCCGCGCCUUCUUCGAGUGACUGGAAACAACUCAUCCAUGACGGCAAACGAAACGUGAUGCCGACCGUGCUAGCGCCCUCUGAAAACGUUGACAUUCCCAGCCUUGAAGGGCACAUGGACGAGUUAUGUGUUCAGACUGUUCUUGCGAUCGUUCAGCUUCGACAGUCCGAGGCUUACCACCGCCUGCUGUCCAAUCGAACGAGCUCUCCGCUUGCACCCUGCAAUACCUAUGCGAUGGAUGGCCGUGCGCGAUGCCUUCCUUCCUUGGAAGCGCAGAUCAUCAACAGCUACGGCGAGGCGAUGGACCGAUCAAAUCCGAAUACGAUUGUCAUGUGGCACUACAUGUGCAUGACGCUGACCGCUGAUAUUCGAAUGUUCGAGUCUGCUGCAGGACGAGACGGUCCUCAUCCUGCCCAGAAAGCCCUUGACGAUAUUGCCCAAUGGUCGCGUACGGCAGCAGCUCGACGGGCAUGUCUUCAUGCAGCACAGAUCUACAAGGCCAUGUUUAAUCGCAAGGCAUCAGAGUACCCGAACUGUCAUUCUGUCUUUUCACUCUUUCUGGCCGCACUGGUUUUAGGCCUUUACACAUUCAUGGCCCCUCCGCCUUCUGAAAAUGAAUCGUCCAAUGUCGGAUCCAUCGAACUGAUGGGCGAUGUUAACUGGCAGCAAGUGGGCACAGAAGGAUUCACAAGCUUCUUGGAACCGCGUGGAAGCCAAUCCUACUCUCCUUCCAGUGAUCCGGCUGUGAGCUUCAUCCGAAAUGGAGGGACGAUGUACAUGCAAGGUGUUCCUAUCCAGGGAGGCUACCAGCCCGCACGGCGAGUCAUGCUCGAUUUUGCAAACCUGUUACGCAAUUCGGGGAAGUGGAGUGUCAAGAAGUUCUCGUAUGUACUUCAGAUUAUGAGCGAUGUCUUGAUGGAUGUUGAGUGA
Penicillium oxalicum is the source of this 3453-nucleotide messenger RNA. RefSeq lists its product as uncharacterized. Gene Ontology annotation, cellular component: chromatin. The record is from RefSeq and is a predicted model, not a curated record. Gene Ontology annotation, molecular function: zinc ion binding; RNA polymerase II cis-regulatory region sequence-specific DNA binding; DNA-binding transcription factor activity, RNA polymerase II-specific. The transcript is spliced from 7 exons. Gene Ontology annotation, biological process: regulation of transcription by RNA polymerase II; DNA-templated transcription. Bases 1 to 3453 code for a protein of 1150 amino acids. NCBI's taxonomy places the organism in Eukaryota, Fungi, Ascomycota, Eurotiomycetes, Eurotiales, Aspergillaceae.